Molecule: messenger RNA, 1110 nt
Organism: Endocarpon pusillum Z07020
Lineage: Eukaryota; Fungi; Ascomycota; Eurotiomycetes; Verrucariales; Verrucariaceae
Exons: 2
Coding region: 1-1110 (369 amino acids)
Source: RefSeq, a predicted model, not a curated record
AUGAAGACCUCAUUGUUGUACAGAUCUCCAACCCAGAUCGGAAUCGCUGCCCACCGAUGUUUCCAGUCCACCGUAGCACGCAAUCACAGUGAAAUUUCCACCCUGUUUCGUCCUUCCAAGUUCCAUCCGGCAGGUGACCUCCUCAGAGCUGUCGACCUCGAGAACAGCAACCUCUCGCUCCAACGCCUGACUCUAGCCUCUAAUUCAAUCCGCGCGCCCAACUGGACUGUAAACGCUGCCACCAUCACCUAUUGCAUCAAGGGCACGCUCCUCGUUUCAAUACUCGACACGAACAAUGUCUUCGCCGCCUUCAAUGUUGAACCCGGGCAAAUGUUUAGUGUCGCCUCUGGCUCCAUUUACUACAUCGAGAACGUUGGUGCUGACCCAGCAGAACUGAUCACCUGUUUCCGGCACCCGCAGCCGCAGGAAUUCUCUUUCUGGGCCGCCAUGGGUGCAAUGACGCCGGCCGUCCUGGGCAACACCUUCUCCGAGUCCGCAAGCGCAUUUUCCAAAAUCCACUUCGACACCAAACCCCAAUACAUCAUACAACGCGCCAAGGGCAGUGGUUCAGAUAUCUCCUCUACCGCUGGCCUUCCAGACCCCCAUAAACUCGACAUUGAGGCUCAAAACCCGCCUAUCGAUUUGCCUUAUGGGAGCGCGAAACUUGCUCGCGCCCAGUUCUGGCCCGCGCUGCGUGAAGUCAAUCUGUCCAUGUACUCCUUGCGCGUAGCAGCUUCUGGCAUGCGCGAAGCGCACUGGCAUCCCGAGACGACUGAGAUGGGGUACGUCGCCUCGGGCCAGGCAAGAAUGUCCAUCCUGUCGCCAGAUGGCGACGUGGUCACGUACUACUUGCAGCAAGGGGAUUGCUACGUCGUGCCUGUUGCAUAUCCGCACCAGAUCGAGGAUCUCGGGGAGGGAGGAUUCAAUUUUCUGGUGUUCUUCGAUCAGGCCACCCCAGAGGACAUUGGGUAUCGUAAGACGGGGAGUGCGUUUUCGAGGGUUAUGCCCGCGGUUUUGGGCGUUGAGCCGGGCGCGGAGCCAGCGUUUCCCUCCACGCCCAUCGAUCCGCUGAUUGUGAAAAAGGUAAAUCCGACAGAUCCCGUGAAAUGA